This is a messenger RNA of Actinia tenebrosa (Australian red waratah sea anemone), 1987 nucleotides long. RefSeq names its product cathepsin S. Gene Ontology annotation, molecular function: cysteine-type peptidase activity. The record is from RefSeq and is a predicted model, not a curated record. NCBI's taxonomy places the organism in Eukaryota, Metazoa, Cnidaria, Anthozoa, Actiniaria, Actiniidae. Gene Ontology annotation, biological process: proteolysis.
UACGAAAUCCACGGAUAUGGAUGUUAUCAUUAUCUAUUUUUGUAUUAGUCGUGGUAUAUCUUUGUUUCAGUGGAUUAUUGAAGAAUGGUAGAGAUACGAGCGGUGUAUAUAGAAGAGRGAUAGUGGAGGCUCAUGAUAGGAUAUACGAUAGUUUGCUGUUACCAAGGAGAUACCAUGCAACUGGUCUUGUUAGUCUUCCAUUUGAUGAGAUCAAUGAACCGUUUGAAGCGUGGUUCGCCGGAGACAUGAAUAUGAGCAGGAUUGAUUAUUAUUAUGGUAUGGAUAAAACGAUUCAGCGAGGCGAUGUGGGAAAGCAAGGCACACUCUUCAAGAUCGUACCAAUGCAUUCAGAAAUCAAGCCAUCCAAUAACRAUUACGUCAGCUGUUGGUACAAGCCCUUGCCGAGAUGGCUUUCACGCAGCGGACAAAGUGUGGUUCCUACAAACCUGUCAGAAUUUAAUAUUUCAGGAGUUGAGAUACAUCGUGGACACCCUUGCUACAAACUCCAAAGAAAGUUCACCCAGUAUAAUAAAACAAAUACAUAUAUCCUAUACAUUACCGCUCAUGCGCCCCAUCGUCCUUUGCGYUUCGAGAUGAUAGGAUAUGACGAUCUGCUGACGUCACAUUAUGACCAUUACGUCAUCGAUUACAUCACGUUUGAGCCUUGGAAGAUCAAUACUACAGUCUUUGACGUUCCUGGAGAAUCUCUUUGCAGAAAAAGGRCAAGAAUCAAUUCCACUUACGUCAUGAAUCCCAUGGCAGAGUUUAUGCAUUUUAAUCAUGCAAAAGACAAAGAAAUAGACAAAUUGUAUGACAAGUACAAGAAAAAACAUCGCAAGAAGUACAAAACAGCGAAGGAACACGAGACCAGAAAACAUAUCUAUAAACACAAUAUGAGGUUCAUUUACUCCAAGAAUCGUCAAAACCUAAAAUACAAGUUAGRAUCAAAUCACUUGACGGACAUCAGUGAUGAAGAAAUCCGCGUUCAAAAUGGACUCCUCCACGACCAUACGAGUCGACAUCCGGCCGCCAAACACAUAAAUAUUAACAUUAGUAGAGCUUUGGCAAGGGUGCCGCAGAGUCUAGAUUGGAGAGAUUAUGGAGCUGUUUCCCACGUCCACAGCCAAGGGAUGUGCGGUUCAUGCUGGACCUUCUCGGCGCUAGGAGCUGUCGAGGGCUCAGUCUUCUUGCGAACUGGGAAACUUGUAGAGCUCUCCAAACAGCAGCUUCUAGAUUGCACGUGGCCGGUCGGUAACCAUGGUUGCAGGGGAGGAUUCCAGGACAGAACACUGCGGUGGAUCAAACGAAACGGCAUUGCUACCAAGAGGGAUUAUGGACAGUAUCUUGCACAGGAGGGGUACUGUCACUGUGGUAAAGGUAACUGCACUACUGUCCACAUUAAUGGCUUCAUGCAUGUCAAGAAACAUAAUCCACUGCUACUCAAGAUUGCCUUGGCAACUCAUGGGCCAAUAGCUUCUUCAGUCAACGCUGAUCGAAAAACAUUUAGAUUCUACAGUCACGGUAUCUAUGACGACGUAAAGUGCAGAAGAAACACAAACCACGCGGUUAUAACGGUUGGCUAUGGCAACGAAAAGGGCGUCUCCUAUUGGUUGAUCAAAAACUCGUGGGGACACCUGUGGGGAGAGAAUGGUUAUAUCAAGAUAUCGGCUAGAAGGAACUUAUGUGGUACGACUAGCGGUUCGCUGAUUGCUAUAAAGAAGAGCAAUAAUAUGAAAGAGUUUCCGCUGGAACACCUUAGGAAGAUACCAUGGAAAAACGAUGAUGGUCCUAAGGAAGAAGAGCUAGAACCUCUUCCAUUCUAGCAAAAUAAUGCUAUAAUAUAAGGGCGGGAAUAUGGAAGAGUUUCAGCUAGAAUACCUUAGGAAGAUACCAUGGAAAAACGAUGAUGGUCCUAAGGAAGAAGAGCUGGAACCUCUUCCAUUCUAGCAAAAUAAAAGUAAAGAUUGCCAAGAAAAACCACCCAAAA